Molecule: messenger RNA, 1711 nt
Organism: Balaenoptera musculus (blue whale)
Lineage: Eukaryota; Metazoa; Chordata; Mammalia; Artiodactyla; Balaenopteridae
Gene: SEPSECS
Product: Sep (O-phosphoserine) tRNA:Sec (selenocysteine) tRNA synthase
Exons: 11
Coding region: 126-1640 (504 amino acids)
Biological process (GO): conversion of seryl-tRNAsec to selenocys-tRNAsec; selenocysteine incorporation
Molecular function (GO): O-phosphoseryl-tRNA(Sec) selenium transferase activity; tRNA binding
Source: RefSeq, a predicted model, not a curated record
GAGAGCGCGACGUAGAUGUUUGUUCCAAGGUCUUCCCGUACCGUCCAGGCGGCGAGUCGCCUCCUGGUUUCGAAGUGUGUCCGGCGUGUGUCAGUUGUUGUCCGGCAGCGGUCGCCACUGCGGGCAUGAACCGCGAGAGCUUCGCGGCGGGCGAGCGGCUGGUGUCGCCGGCUUACGUGCGGCAGGGCUGUGAGGCCCGCCGCUCGCACGAGCACCUCAUACGGCUGCUUCUGGAGAAGGGCAAGUGUCCAGAGGAUGGUUGGGAUGAAAGUACACUUGAACUCUUUUUACAUGAACUUGCAAUUAUGGAUAGCAACAAUUUCCUGGGCAAUUGUGGUGUGGGAGAAAGGGAAGGGAGAGUGGCAUCUGCAUUAGUUGCUCGGCGACAUUACAGGUUCAUUCAUGGAAUUGGACGAUCGGGUGAUAUUUCUGCUGUGCAACCCAAAGCUGCAGGUUCUAGCCUUUUGAACAAAAUUACCAAUUCUUUGGUCCUGGACAUCAUAAAGUUGGCUGGUGUCCAUACGGUGACCAACUGCUUUGUAGUUCCGAUGGCAACUGGUAUGAGUCUAACCCUGUGUUUCUUAACAUUACGACACAAAAGACCAAAAGCAAAGUACAUUAUAUGGCCACGAAUAGACCAGAAGUCCUGCUUUAAAUCCAUGAUCACUGCAGGUUUUGAGCCUGUGGUGAUAGAGAACGUUUUAGAAGGUGACGAACUACGCACAGACCUGAAAGCAGUGGAGGCUAAAGUCCAGGAACUUGGGCCUGAUUACGUUCUUUGUGUUCAUUCUACUACAUCCUGUUUUGCUCCAAGGGUGCCUGAUAGAUUAGAAGAACUGGCUGUGAUUUGUGCUAAUUAUGGCAUUCCACAUAUAGUUAACAAUGCUUAUGGAGUGCAGUCUUCAAAGUGCAUGCACCUCAUUCAGCAGGGGGCUCGGGUUGGUAGAAUAGAUGCUUUCGUUCAGAGCUUGGACAAAAAUUUUAUGGUUCCAGUAGGUGGCGCUAUAAUUGCUGGCUUUAAUGAUUCCUUCAUUCAGGAAAUCAGCAAGAUGUAUCCAGGAAGAGCUUCAGCUUCACCUACUUUAGAUGUCCUUAUUACUUUAUUAUCACUUGGAUCGAAUGGCUACAAGAAGCUAUUAAAAGAAAGAAAGGAAAUGUUUUCAUAUUUGUCCAACCAACUAAAGAAGCUGUCAGAAGCCUACAAUGAAAGAGUGUUGCAUACACCUCACAAUCCCAUAUCUUUAGCUAUGACACUUAAAACACUAGAUAAACACUAUGACAAAGCUGUCACUCAGCUUGGCUCCAUGCUUUUUACCAGACAGGUUUCUGGAGCCAGGGUUGUGCCUCUUGGGUCUUUGCAGACGGUGAGUGGCUACACUUUCAGAGGCUUUAUGUCACAUACAAAUAAUUACCCUUGUGCUUACCUCAAUGCCGCAUCAGCCAUCGGUAUGAAGACACAGGAUGUGGACUUGUUCAUAAAGAGACUUGACAAGUGUUUAAAGACAGUAGGAAAAGAACAAAAUAAAGAGAGUGAUGUAUCUGGAGUUGACAAUUAUGAUAAAACUGAAGAUGUGGAUAUAGAAGAAAUGGCUUUAAAAAUAGAUAAUGUACUUCUUGGCACAUGCCAGGAUUCUUCCUGAUGACAUGUGAAGGGUUUCUUUGUGAUAAUUUAAAAAAAGUGAUGAGGCUACAGUAUAAGCUAGCAGUUCAA